AUGUCGACAAUGAACAAGCGCAAUCUUCUUUUGUGCUUUGAUGCGUUUGGCACCCUAUUCACCCCCAAGUCCUCGGUGGCUCGGCAAUAUGUCCAAGUUGCAAGCCAAUGCGGCAUCACCAGCCUCACGCAAGACGAGCUCCAGCCGCACCUGCUGGCAGCCAUUCAUCAAGAAAGAAGGAGGAAUCCCAACUACGGCAAGGAUACAGGACUUGGGGCCACUCGGUGGUGGACAAAUGUGAUCCAGGCGACAUUCAAACCUCUCAUCCCCGACGGCCAACCUCUACCGCCGACUUUGGUGCCAGAGCUCAUGCGUCGGUUCGCAUCCAGCCAAGGGUAUGACGCCGUGCCCAAUCUCAUUCCCACUAUACGGGCCUUUCGCCAAGAAAAGGCGCGACGGGGAUUUGAACAGCUCGUCAUUGGAGUCGUUUCCAACUCUGACGAUAGGGUCCCGGGCAUUCUUUCUUCCUUUGGGCUGAGCGUCAGCCCGUUGCGUUACGGCACGCCAGGGGCGCCGCCGGAGAAGGAGUACGACAUCGACUUCCACUGCAUGUCGUAUGACGUUGGCGUCGAGAAGCCAGACGCGCGGAUCUUCCGCGCGGCCGAAACAAUGCUAAGCCGUGUCAUUGCCGGCCGGGCUGGGAGAGCCCCGAGCCCGGCCGAGUUGGGGCGCUGGCAGAAAGUCCACGUCGGAGACGAGUACGCCAAGGAUGUUGUUGGGGCUGCGCGUGCGGGCUGGAAGCCCGUGUUGCUUGACGUUGGGGACGAGUUUUCCCACGUCCCAACCCUGGGAGACUGGCCCCCCGAAAGUGAGACUAUGUUCAUGGUCGACACUGUCCAGGGCGGCAUCCACUUAGAUGCCAAGCUGCAGGACUUUAUAUCCAAGCUCCCAGACGAGACACACCGUCUGCUAUCUAUCGGCUGCAAAGUCGAGGGCAUUGAAGUCCUCCAGUGUGGAGAAUUCGUAGUGAACGAAUAUCCCGAAAUCGUCUUCAAGACUGGUUACUACAGGAAGGGGCUGAUUGAAGAGCAGUGGAAACGCGUCAAGGAAGCAGCCGAGUCGCCCACAGAGAAGCAGCUAGGUCCCGUCGUUGCACCGCAGAGUAUGUUCAGACUUGGCGAUGGAUCGGUUGUGAUUGCUGAGGAACGACUCUCUUCAGACCCCGAUCGGCAGCACCAAGAGGUCUAG
Molecule: messenger RNA, 1188 nt
Organism: Metarhizium album ARSEF 1941
Lineage: Eukaryota; Fungi; Ascomycota; Sordariomycetes; Hypocreales; Clavicipitaceae
Product: haloacid dehalogenase
Exons: 3
Coding region: 1-1188 (395 amino acids)
Source: RefSeq, a predicted model, not a curated record